UGAAAUUGCCUUAGUUUCGUGGGCACCAAUUAUUGAUAAUGAUAAAAUCAGGGCUGGGGCGCGCGACGAGGCAAUUCUUCACGACGACGACGCUACACGGCUUCAAGUAUCUCUGCUCGGGAUUCCAUUCAGAUCGCGUAUGCUGGGUGAGCUGGUGUGUGGCCAGCGCGUGCUGCGCGGGGACGCUCUGCGCCGUGCUGUGGGCGCGCUUCCUGCAGGUACCGGCGUUGCUGACUGUACGGUCGGCCACCUCGGCGCCGGCUCCACUGCCCGCUGUGGCCGUCUGUCUCCCGCCGGCGAGCGUCGCCUUCCUUCUUGUCGGACACUUGUCGGCAGACAAUUCAAUCACCCGCCGCCUCACCAGCACCUUCGCCAACAUCCUCCAAAGCAAGAAGACCAAGCCCGAGAACCUGAUGCUCCUUGACACUCUCCUCAAGUCCCACAACGUGACGCUCCUGGAGGCUCUGUAUAGGAACAUGCCCCCGUGCAGGGAGUUUGCCAAGAAGUGUCGGUGGCAGAAGAAGGAAAUACCUUGUGGCAAGCUGUUCCAUAGGGAACUCACCAUGUACGGAGUUUGUUGCGUCAUGAAGUCUAAUAAAUUGAAGCUGCCGAAGACCCCGAUGGCGAUGCUGGACAGCAGCAAGACGUUCCGCAUGGUGCUGCAGUGCUCCAAGCCCCGUGUGUUCUUCGGCUGCGAGUUCUUCACCAUGUACGAAGGCGAGGAGACGGUGAGCACGGUGACGCUCGUGCCCGGCGCCGAGUACACCGCGCAACUGGCCUUCACGUCCGUCCAGGACUCCGAUUCCGAGGAGCUGGUCACCGGCUCGUGUGUCUCCAGUGAUUCCUACUCCCGCAAGAUGUGCCUGGACACAUGUAUGGAGCGACAUUGUGGCUGUUCCAACCCUCUCCGGACUAUAUUCGAGGACAAGUACAACGUGCCUCCGGCCUGCCAGCUGUGGAAGCUCGGCUGUCUGCAGAGAACAGAAAAUUCAUCAUGCAGCUGCCUGCCGUCUUGCAGAAAAAUUUCAACAGCCUUGUCGCUCGAAAACAACAUCAUGAAAUCGGCAGAGUACACAUUUGAUCCUCUCUACCAAGGCAUCAACGUGUCGUCGGAGACGGUGAUCAAGCUGCGCGUGCUGGAGGGCGGCUCCAAGAUCUUCACGCGCCAGCCCACCGAGACUUGGUUCACGCUGCUCUCGUCCCUGGGCGGCGUGUUCAACAUGUUCCUGGGCGUGGGGCUGUUCAGCGCGCUCGAGCUGGUGUUCUUCCUGCUGGUGCGGGUGCCGGCGGCCAUGAGGACCGCACCCGAGAUGCAGCUGCCAGGCACUCACGUCACCCACGUGCAGGCAAGCCAUUGA
Cydia amplana is the source of this 1358-nucleotide messenger RNA. RefSeq lists its product as uncharacterized. Gene Ontology annotation, cellular component: plasma membrane. The record is from RefSeq and is a predicted model, not a curated record. Gene Ontology annotation, biological process: sodium ion transmembrane transport. The transcript has 9 exons. Bases 39 to 1358 code for a protein of 439 amino acids. Lineage: Eukaryota; Metazoa; Arthropoda; Insecta; Lepidoptera; Tortricidae. Gene Ontology annotation, molecular function: ligand-gated sodium channel activity.